AUGUACUAUAUAUUUGCACGUCCACGCGUAGGUCCAGAUACCGGUGUAAACGAUGCAGAACUAAUGAAUGUUAUAUGCCACGUACCACGUGUAGUUUUAGUUAAAUUAUUAACAGUUUUACGCAUUGCGUUUAGUGAAAGCACUCAGUCCCAUGGGCCAAUUAUGUGA
Messenger RNA from Theileria orientalis strain Shintoku, 168 nucleotides. RefSeq lists its product as hypothetical. The record is from RefSeq and is a predicted model, not a curated record. Lineage: Eukaryota; Apicomplexa; Aconoidasida; Piroplasmida; Theileriidae. The transcript has a single exon. The coding region runs from base 1 to 168 and encodes 55 amino acids.